AUGGCCUCCACCACCACCACCAUAGCCCCCGUCAAGCGCGCCUGCGACAGCUGCCAUCGAAGGAAAGUCAAGUGCAUAGGAGAGGGUACCAGCCCGUGCAAGAACUGUGUCUCUGCAGGCCUGGCCUGCACAUAUAAUGCUAUCCCACAGAAAAAGGGACCCAAGGGUAGCCGCGCCAAAGUCCUUUCAGAACUACGUGAGAAUCAACGAAAUGCACAGCUAGCUUCUGGCUUUCCACAAGAGCUUGGUCACGAUGGACGGCCGCUAUCUUCACAGAAUGUUCGGACACCAGGCCUUCUGCCGCUCGCCCUUGUCGAGAGCUGUAUGGAGUUCUUCUUCAUCAAUGUCUAUCCUUCACAGCCCGUCCUCAACCGACGGAGGGCGCAGGAAGCUGUUGUCAACAUGGACCGUUCCAUCGAAGCCUACUCCAUGAUCGUCGCCCUGUGUGCAUACGUUAUAAUCCAUGCAAACAUGGAGAUCCAGCCUAAUCUUCUCGAACGUCAUGAGAUGGCUCAAAUGAACAACGUUCAAUUCGGUCAUAUCCUCCUGGAAGAAUCCGUUCGCGUACGGAGAGGAUAUGACUAUCGCGAGAACCCUACACCUUUCACCGUUCUCACGUCAUGGCUAUACCAUGGUUGCUACUUCGGAUUGGCCAAGGAGAACACAGCAUGGACGUAUCUCCGCGAAGCCACAACACAAGCACAGCUUCUCGGCAUGCAUGAUGAGGAGACAUACAAGCACGACCCGCUUGAUAGUUCACGCAAACGAGUCCUUUACUGGCUGCUCUUCAUGGCUGAAAGGACACAUGCCAUUCACAAGCGCCGGCCAAUUACUCUGCACCCGUCUAUCCACCUCCCUACUUUAGACGAUGUGCCUUCAGAUCGACCAGUCGCUGUCGGCCUUGAGCUGAUGAUCAAUCUUUACAAAACCAUCGACGACACAUUUGUUAACCUCUGGAACCGAGUACACGGCCACACCAAUCCUCAGUGGAUGGCACAACUGCAGACGCAGCUCUCCGAGGCAGUUCCCGCGUAUCUCGAGUGCACUGAAGCACAGGCCGUUGAGAUCCGCGUUACUCAGCAAUGGUUGCGAGCAAUGGUCUGGCAACUGUGCCUCAAUCAUGGGGUCGUGGCCAGCGUGAGCCAGGACACUUCCAUGACCUUCAAAUUUCCGAUUCAAAUUUCGAGAGAUCUUCUGACCAUGACACACCAAUUUUCGCAACCGGCCAUGGAGGUACACGGCGUUGGACUGAUCGAAAAGCUGUUCGAUAUCGCUUGCUGCCUGACUGACGUGGUUGCUUGCACGUCGUUCUCGCCAGACGCUUUUGCUCUGGGCCCACGAGAUUAUGUCUCUCGCUUCUUGACGCUCAUUCAGACGCUGCGCGGUGGCCAAUCCCGGUAUCUGCCACUGCUACUCGCCAAGCUGCAGGAGGUACUGCCCAACCUGCCCCUUCCCCGGUCCCUGAAUCUGCCCCAAACGCUCCCUACCUCCUCGAUUGGUCUCAGUGGUGGUAUGGUGCCUUCAAAUGCCGGCGACGAGUACUCAGCUCUUCCUUCUGUCAUAUCACCACCGUACCCAUCGACUGAGUUGAUUCGCAGGCUAGCGACACAGAGUGGGGCCCAGCUGCCGUUCAGUACGUCUCAGCAGCCCAUGGUUCCAGCUCCCAGCUCCCAUAUUGAAGACAUGUCUAUCUAUGAUUCUACUCACAGCACAUCGCAUUCCUCUGGGUCUGCGCCUAGGAGCAACUCGGCGACGCCAGGGCCAUACGAACCAUCUAUGUCACAAGCGCGCGCGCAGAUUGUUGGCCAUCCCUCUGCUCAGCUCCCUACGACCCUGCCUCAACAUACCCACCUACAAUCACACAACAUCGGUGUAAAUCCUACCGCUUACGACCACCGGUUCAAUGUUCAGGGUUUCCCAGUGGAUCCUGCGAUGAUGUUCAAGCAAUAG
Molecule: messenger RNA, 1950 nt
Organism: Didymella exigua CBS 183.55
Lineage: Eukaryota; Fungi; Ascomycota; Dothideomycetes; Pleosporales; Didymellaceae
Product: C6 zinc finger domain-containing protein
Exons: 4
Coding region: 1-1950 (649 amino acids)
Biological process (GO): regulation of DNA-templated transcription; DNA-templated transcription
Molecular function (GO): zinc ion binding; DNA-binding transcription factor activity, RNA polymerase II-specific; DNA binding
Source: RefSeq, a predicted model, not a curated record